Messenger RNA from Osmerus eperlanus (European smelt), 1257 nucleotides. RefSeq names its product biorientation of chromosomes in cell division 1 (gene bod1). The record is from RefSeq and is a predicted model, not a curated record. Gene Ontology annotation, biological process: replication fork processing. Lineage: Eukaryota; Metazoa; Chordata; Actinopteri; Osmeriformes; Osmeridae. Gene Ontology annotation, molecular function: hormone activity. Gene Ontology annotation, cellular component: Set1C/COMPASS complex; extracellular region.
UACCUAAUCACCAGCACAUUCAAAAGUAUCAAAGGGCUAGAACAGACAACCACUGGCACACUAACUCUGUUAAUGGCUGAGGGCAGCAGUGGUAACGCGGGUGCGGUUAAUCUGCCACCAGGUGACCCGCAACUCAUCGCCAUGAUUGUGGAGCAUUUGAAGAACAGAGGCCUCUUCGACGAGUUCCGUAGAGACUGUCUCGCAGACGUAGAUACAAAGCCAGCCUACCAAAACCUAAGACAGAAAGUUGACAACUUUGUCUCCACGCACCUAAGCACACAAGAUUGGAACCCUUCCAUUAACAAGAAUCAAGUGAGGAAUGGACUGAGACAAAGCGUCGUUCAGUCAGGCAUGCUGGAGUCUGGGGUGGACAGGAUAAUCACUCAGGUGGUGGACCCCAAGCUCAACCAUAUCUUCCGGCCACACAUAGAGAACGCCAUUCAUGACUUCCUAGACUCAGACAGGAAGGAAGAAAACCCGAUGAGCUCCGCCCUACCGCCAGAGCCAGAGCAGCCAGAGGCCCCGCCCCCAGCUGCUGGCCCCAAAACAUUAAAAAAUACAUCGGAAAUCCAACACUGCCUGGUCAGCUCAGGGGAGGAGAGAUGUGAGAUACGAGGUCUCCAGGACAUCUGCCUCACCUUCCUGCACAACACUGGAAAGUUUGACGCCCAGGGUAAGUCAUUCAUCAAGGAUGCCCUACGUUGUCUGGCGACAGGGCUUCGCCAGCGCCUCAGCUGUGUGAGCCGGUGGUGCCAGAUGCUGGAGGACAUGGUGUACCAGCUGCAGCGGGAGUGCUACGCCAAACACAACGUCUGUCUGGUCGUCACUGACAACCUCAGCGUCAUGGCUGACAUGAUCCACUUCCACCUGCUCUUCCCCAAAGGACCUCAUGUAGAGCUGGUCAACAUCCUGUUGGGAUGUGGCGAGGACUUGCAGGCCGCCAUCACCCGCCACGUCAUUGCCCAAUGUGAGCAGAACUGGGGCGCCUUGUGCACCAGCCUCAGUCUGUGCUCCCUCUGCCAAUUAGAUAGCUCGCAGCCCAUCACUGCCCCACCACCAAGCCAACAGGCUAGGAACAUGGUGCCCUCUAUUAGUCCAGUGGGCCUCCCUGUGCACCUCCCACUCCAGGAAGCCAGGACGGCCCUGCCACGACUCUCCAGCCUGGGCACAGAAUCUUCCCUGAGUCAGGUAGCCCUGGACAACUCAACGGAACCUAGUAUCUCUGUGGCCCAGGUGGAACCUACCACUGCCACCUAG